This is a messenger RNA of Sebastes umbrosus (honeycomb rockfish), 3634 nucleotides long. RefSeq names its product patatin-like phospholipase domain containing 8 (gene pnpla8). The transcript has 10 exons. The record is from RefSeq and is a predicted model, not a curated record. Bases 319 to 2604 code for a protein of 761 amino acids. Gene Ontology annotation, biological process: arachidonate metabolic process. NCBI's taxonomy places the organism in Eukaryota, Metazoa, Chordata, Actinopteri, Perciformes, Sebastidae. Gene Ontology annotation, cellular component: membrane.
ACAGGGCUCAAUGCGUCACUUCCGCUUUUCUUCCUGUUUAUUUUCUCUAACUAGCACCACGCAUACAUACAUACAUACAUGUAGCAGCGCCACACUGAAUGAAACAUUUGUGGCAACAUAUUUAACGGUCUUUGCUUCGUAUGAAAACAUCAGAACAAGCAGCAACAUUGCUAGUUCCCUCUAAAAAUGGAUUUUCUUCCAAAACCUGCUGGUGGCAGAUAAGUCUGCCAGAAUGCGGCAUCGUUUUACACGGACGUCAUCCAGUCGCCUGAUUGACUUCAAGUUCUCCACUGCCGUUCCGAGUGAGCCAGCAAACGCAUGUCGCGAAUCAGGACCACACUCGACAGUGUCACCAAGGCCGUAGGCAGCACAGACCUCAUCUCCAAGUUCUCUCGCUUCAAGCCUGGCAGCGCCACAGUCGACAGCACCCAUGCGGAAAAGGUUCCGGGCAAAGCCGAGACCUUAACCUCGAACAACAACGCAGAUACGGCCUCGUCGCCUGACACCAGCAUGAAAGAAGAAGAAGAAGGUGAGAGGAACACGGUGAAGGAGGAAGAGUCAGACAAGCCACGGCAGCAAGUUACAGAAAAUCCUUUUGUUGCCACAAAGAAGUCCACACCCAGUUUAGCUUCAGCAGCGAAUGCGUCUGCAUCAAGCUCUUCCUCGACUGUGGCAAAACAAACCAUGCAGCUGUUUCACCCAGCGGCUCUGUCCACCAACAUGGAUGACACCUACAAAACUCUUGCUCAGCACAUCAAUAGUUACUUUGGCACCAGCACACAAGAGGAAGGAGGAGACGCCAGGCCACCGCAGCAGCACAGAGAAGGGGAUGAUCCUGUGUCUGAGCCCACCUUCAGCGCCGUUGCUCGGACAACUAGGGACCACAUUCCUAUUUUGUCUCCAGUGGCAGAGGCUAAAAGUAUUGAAGCACCCACUACCUCUCCUCCCGCUACCUCUCCGUCUCCAUCUCCACCAGAAAAGCUCAGUCCUCCAUCAGGGAAGCCCUCCUCGGACAUCCCUGCUACUGAAAGUGCAGCUCAGUCCGUCCCCGUGCCUGCUACCUCCCCUAAAAAAGGCUUCACCCGCUAUCUUUCCUACCCUCGGCCCAGCGUUCAGGCGUUUGUCGGCAACUACAUCGCACCCCUGGUCCCCAAAUUCAGAGGUGAGUCCAAAAGUGUUGCAGCUAAAAAAGACACGUCUUCAGCAGUCGCUGUGGAAGAGCCCACUGUGGACAAGGCAGGAGAGAAGACAGCCAGCGAAGAGGAGAAAGCAGAUAAAGUGAAACAACAGCUGUUGACUCAAAGAGAGAAGAUAACAGCCAGGGUGAGUGUAGAUAACAGGACCAGAACCCUUGCGAAAGGCCUGCAGAGAGUCACUGACAUCAAGCUCCUCACCAGUCGAGUGGAGGAGCUCAGCUUUCACCUCCUGGAGUUCCCCGAGACGCGAGGUGUAGCGAUCAAGGAGAGUGUGCUGCCCUGCCUGCUGCGAUUACGCCAGGCCAGAGACCUCCCUCUUCAGUCUUCUGUGAGAGAAGCACUGGCCCUGGUUGGCUACAACGAACCAGUCAAAGGCAGAGGAAUUCGGGUCCUGGCCAUAGACGGAGGUGGAACAAGGGGACUGCUGGCCCUGCAGACUCUCCAUAAACUGCAGAACCUGACUGGCAAACGAGUCCACCAGUUGUUCGACUACAUCUGUGGAGUCAGCACAGGUGCGAUUCUGGCGUUCAUGCUGGGUAUAUUUCAGAUCCCCUUAGAGGAGUGCGAGGAGAUGUACAGGAAGCUGGGCUCGGAUGUCUUCAAACAGAAUGUCAUCGUUGGAACCGUAAAGAUGGGCUGGAGCCACGCUUUCUAUGACAGCGAGAUAUGGGAAAACAUCCUCAAGGAACGGAUGGGUGAGGGGCGUAUGAUUGAAAGUGCCAGGGACCCCGACUGCCCCAAAGUGUCAGCAGUGAGCACCAUUGUGAACAGGGGUUUACCUCUGAAGGCCUACGCGUUUAGGAACUACAGACUCAUGCCAGGAGUGAGAUCCCACUACCUCGGAGACUGCAACCACAAAAUGUGGCAGGCUAUCAGGGCCUCGUCUGCCGCCCCGGGCUACUUCCAGGAAUUUGUCCUGGGAAAAGACCUCCAUCAGGAUGGAGGACUCCUAAUCAACAAUCCCACAGCACUGGCCAUCCAUGAGUGCAAGUGUCUGUGGCCCAACACACCACUGCAGUGUGUAUUGUCACUGGGCACCGGACGACACGAGACGGCGGUCCAGAACAGCACGAACUACACGAGCCUCAAGACAAAGCUCAGCCACGUCAUCAGCAGUGCCACCGACACCGAGGAGGUGCAUACCAUGCUGGACGCACUCCUGCCCCCCGACACCUACUUCCGCUUCAACCCCUACAUGAGCGAGGACAUCCCGCUGAACGAGAGCCGCAUGGAGAAGCUGAACUUCCUGAAGGGCGAGGGGGAGCGCUACCUGGAGCGCAACGAGGCCAAGCUGAGGAAGGCGGCCAGCGUGCUGGGCCAGGAGAAGAGCACCAUCCAGAAGCUGGCCGAGUGGGCCAAGCUCAAGGCCGAAAUGUACGAGGGCCUCCCCUUCGCCUCCAAGCUGUAGUUAUCGGCUUGGCAACAGUGUGACGACGAGUGAGUUUUUAAGGUAAGAAGAGUGUAAAAACUCUCAAGACGUGAUAGAUUAGGGGGCGAACUGGACACAUACUAAAUAAUUUGUUUACUUGGUUUGAUCAUCAUCUACCUAACACUAAAAGGACUGUUUGAGAAAUUUAUAACUAUGAUUAUUCAUUAAAAAAAAAGACAAUACUAUACUGUAAAUAAUGCUGUGAAAUUACAAAUUGUUCCGUGUGGGACAGAAUGUGUCUGAUGGAGACAGAAUAAUGAUGAAAUCAUUCACUUGAAUGAUCAGAGAAAGGAAAUGUAUGUUCGUAAAAGUAUGAAUUUUAAGCUUGUUAAAAGUUUUGGUUGACUGAACGCACAAAGACGGUAAUGUGACACCAACCAUUUUAUGAAGAAUAAUGGUAAUAUAAUAACUAGCUAUUAUGUAAAAAAAAAAAAAAAAAAGAAGACUGAUCAUGUCCAUUUGCAUUUCCAGUAACUUGAAUAUUGUACAUUAAGAUGUAAUUAGUACAUGGUUGCACAGUGAGUACAUAAACAUGACUGCCUAUUUCUGACACUGUACAGAAGAAAGACCUCAUGCACUUUGUAAAAUAGAGUUCUUAACCAAGAAAAUGUAAAUAAUACUUGAAGUAAUUAUGAAUUAUUUGAGCUCUCUUGCUAGAAUAUAAGAAUACGACGAAAGAAACAAUGCUGAUUUCUUAAUUUCGCUGUGCCGUAGUGGCACAUACAGACACGGAACUCUGUUCCGAUACUGAUGAUAAAGUAUCAGAAUGCAGAUUACUGUUUUCCUCAUGGUGCAAAGCAUGUUGUCCUUUAUGGCCCAUUAUUCAGUUGCCUUUUACCUUGCUCAAGCCUGAAUUCCUCAGCCCUCAAUGUUGUUGUUGCACACUUUAUACAUUUGACACUUUUUACAUUGUGAGAAUCCUAAUUGCCCCGAUUCUUCCCUUCUUUAUUGAUGGUGAAAUGCAAAAAAGAAAAUGUCAUGAAAAAUAAAACUUGGGUUUCAAAUUCUG